CCUUCUGCGCAUCGCGCUGCGCGGCAGAGCGGCAGCUGAGCGUCGUGGAGUCGCGCCCUCAGCGGGCUGUGAGAAAUGACGUGAACGGGUGAUUCCCCGUUUUGGACCUCGUUUUAAUGGAAAGGCGUGAAGUUAAAAACACAAUCAUGCGUCCACAUGGAUAGUUACCAGAGCCGGGAUCAUCACACGCCCUGGUCGGAGGACGCCAUGGCCAACGUGAAGGUGGCCGUCCGGGUCCGACCGCUCACUGCAAAAGAGACUCUGGACGGAGGUCGGCUGGCUGUGCAAGUGGAGGAUAAACACAUCAGGGUUCGGAAUGGGAAGCUGGACGGCCGGUCCGAGGGCGCGGUCGACUCCCGGGAGAAGCUGCUGGAGUUCGGCUUCGACUACUGCUACUGGUCGGUGGACGCAGAGGACCCCCAGUACGCAUCGCAGGAGGAGGUGUUCCAGGACCUGGGUGUGUCUGUGCUGGCGGGGGCCUCGGAGGGCUACAACGUGUGUCUGUUUGCUUACGGUCAGACGGGCUCCGGGAAGACCUACACCAUGAUGGGCUCCCAGGACUCCAUUGGCCUGACCCCCCGGAUCUGUGAGGGCCUCUUCAGGUCGGUGGACGGCUGCCCGGACGGACAGGCCUCCAGCAGGGUGGACAUCAGCUUCCUGGAGAUCUACAACGAGCGCGUGCGGGACCUUCUGAAGCUGGGGGGGCAGAAGAAGAGGGAGACCCUGAGGGUCCGAGAGCACCCAGAGAAGGGCCCCUACGUCCAGGACCUCUCUCAACACGUGGUCACCAACUACAAGCAAGCGUUGGACCUGCUGGAGGAGGGCGUGGCCAACCGCAUCACCGCGGCAACGCACAACCACGAGGCCAGCAGCAGAUCGCACGCCAUCUUCACCAUCCAGUACACCCAGGCUAUUCUUGAGAACAAUCUGCCCUCGGAGAUCGUCAGCAAGAUUAACCUGGUGGACCUGGCUGGGAGCGAGCGGGCCGAUCCAAACUACUGCAGGGACAGACUGACGGAGGGCUCCAGCAUCAACAAGUCUCUGGUCACCCUGGGCAUCGUCAUCUCGGCUCUCGCCCAGAACUCCCAGAUGUCCAACAGCUGCCAGAGUAUCAACAGCAUGGCCAGCGAGGGGGAGGGGAGCCUGGGGGGAAGCCUCAACCUCUCCAACUCUGGGAGGGGGGGAGGAGGAGGACGAAGACACUGCUUCAUCCCCUACCGAGACUCGGUCCUCACUUGGCUUCUGAAAGACAGUCUGGGAGGGAACUCCAAGACCAUCAUGAUCGCCACCGUAUCGCCGUCGGGAAGCAGCUACAACGAGACGCUUAGCACGCUACGCUACGCCGCUCACGCCAAGAACAUCGUCAACAAACCGCGAGUUAACGAGGACGCCAGUGUCAGGCUGAUCAGAGAGCUGCGGCAGGAGGUGGACCGUCUGAAGAGCAUGCUGCUUAGCUUCCAGAUGCAGCGUAACCUCAGCCCCUCUCUGAGCGAGGAACGGGACGGGAACCUAUCGGACAUGCUGCUCCAGAACGAGCUCAAGGUGGAGCAGCUGACGAAGGACUGGUCCGAGGGGUGGAGGGAGAAGCAGGUGCUGCUGGAGCAGUACGGGCUGGACGUCAACCGCCACCAGGCCGGCCUGCUGGUCCACGCCCUGCAGCCGCACCUCGUCAGCCUGGACCGGGACGUCCUGAGCCCCGGGGUGCUGUUCCACCACCUCAGGGAAGGAGUGACGCGCAUCGGACCCCCGAACCGACCCGGAAGACGCCCAGAUAGUGUUGCAGGGCGAUGGCAGCUGUGAGAUCGUGAACGAAGGGGGUGUGGUGACGCUCCAACCAAUGGCGUGCUCCGCCUGCCUCGUCAACGACAGGGAGGUCAGCGACCCCUGCCGGUUGGCCCAGGGCGCUGUGAUCACUCUGGGCACCCACAGGUUCCGCUUCAACCACCCCGCCGAGGCUGCGGUCCUCAGGGAGAGGAGAAGGGCCAUCGGGGAUGACGGCUACAGGGAACUCUGUCCCUUCACAUCGGGUUCAAGGUACACACCUGGAGAAAACACACACUUCUUUUCUAUUUCCUGUACACAGUACAUUAUUUUUAGCGUAUUCUAUAUGUAUCAGCAAAUUAUUUGAGGUGUGU
Gadus macrocephalus (Pacific cod) is the source of this 2135-nucleotide messenger RNA. Its product is annotated as stAR-related lipid transfer protein 9-like. Gene Ontology annotation, biological process: microtubule-based movement. The record is from RefSeq and is a predicted model, not a curated record. Lineage: Eukaryota; Metazoa; Chordata; Actinopteri; Gadiformes; Gadidae. Bases 157 to 1800 code for a protein of 547 amino acids. Gene Ontology annotation, molecular function: microtubule binding; ATP binding; microtubule motor activity. The transcript is spliced from 19 exons.